This is a messenger RNA of Coregonus clupeaformis (lake whitefish), 1118 nucleotides long. Its product is annotated as mitochondrial peptide methionine sulfoxide reductase. Gene Ontology annotation, biological process: cellular response to oxidative stress. The transcript is spliced from 6 exons. Gene Ontology annotation, molecular function: peptide-methionine (S)-S-oxide reductase activity. The record is from RefSeq and is a predicted model, not a curated record. Bases 44 to 745 code for a protein of 233 amino acids. NCBI's taxonomy places the organism in Eukaryota, Metazoa, Chordata, Actinopteri, Salmoniformes, Salmonidae. Gene Ontology annotation, cellular component: cytoplasm.
UAGGUUCAGCUAGUUUGUAUUGGCACCAGGAAGACUGAGCUCAAUGGUCGCAACGACUCGACUCCGUUUGAUUUGGCGUCAUUUUACCCACAGUAGAAUGGGAGAUAUCUCUUCCAAAACACAGAUGCCGACUCCAGAGACCGCUCUCCCCGGGAGAAGUGAAAGUUUAAAAGUAUCAGCCAAGCACGACGUCAACGGCAACAGGACUGUACCACCAUUCCCCGAGGGACUUCAGAUGGUUAUGUUUGGGAUGGGCUGUUUCUGGGGAGCAGAGAGGAAGUUCUGGAAGCAGAAGGGGGUCUACUCCACCCAAGUGGGCUAUGCUGGAGGCCUCACCCCCAACCCCACCUACGAAGAGACCUGCACAGGUAGAACAGGCCAUACUGAGGUGGUCCGGGUGGUCUGGGAGCCAGAGAAGACAAGUUUCUCCAAACUGCUCAAGGUGUUCUGGGAGAGCCACAACCCCACUCAAGGAAUGCGCCAGGGCAACGACGUAGGAACGACCUAUCGAUCAGCCAUUUACACCAACACACAGGAGCAGCUUGAACAGGCUUUGGCCUCCAAAGACGACUAUCAGAAGGUCCUGAUGGAGGGGGGCUUUGGAGAAAUCACCACAGAGAUAGCCAAGGGCCAGGAGUUCUACUAUGCUGAGGACCACCACCAGCAGUACCUCAGCAAGAACCCACAUGGAUACUGUGGCCUGAGUGGCACUGGAGUCUCCUGUCCAAUAGGACUCAAGAAAUAACCACCUCUGUCCAAUAGGGAAUGACCACCAUCCUCUCCGAUUGGCUAGUUUUGACUAUGACAUUUUUCUGCUUGCUUAUUGCAAAAUAAGUCUAUUUUCUAUUAAUUUAAAUGGAAGUUGCCUUAAUUCUGAUGCCGUAAUGAAGCAUAUUCAGGGUUUAUAUAAAAACAGUUCAUAUCUGAGUCUUGACUUAAAUUAUUUCAAGUCCUUUGGUAAUCAAGCAUUACAAAACAUAAGAGCUGCUUAAAUUAAUGCACAUUGUGGUUUUAGUGUACAUUGUCUUGUUUCAAUCAAAUCAACCCCAGUAUGUACAUCAGAUUGAACUCUAUGGUGUGUGUUGGUGGAUUAAAUGAUUAAAAUGCGUGUUGAUGUA